AUGGCUCUCCUGUACUCCCUGCGCAUGGCCCUCUACAGCCUCCUCCUCCUCACCACCUCCUUCAUCGCUGUCCUCAUCGGCGUCCUCUGCACACUCACUCGCCAGCGCCUCAACACAAACUACUACGUCGCCCGCACCUUCUGGCACAUCGCAGGCCCCAUCAUAGGAUGGAAGUUUGACGUCGAAGGCGAAGACUAUCUCUGGAGCCUGAGCGAGAGUGAGGGUGGGGGCAAGGCGGGGAAGGAGGGGAGAAGCAUGGUCAUGGUCGGCAACCACCAGAGUAUGGUGGACAUUCUCUACCUCGGCAGAAUCUUCCCCAAGCAUGCUGCUAUCAUGGCCAAAGAGUCUAUCAAAUGGAUCCCCGGUCUUGGCUGGUUCAUGUUGAUGUCUGGCACGGUAUUCAUCAACCGCAAGAACAACAAGUCUGCUGCCUCAAUUUGGAUCUUCCCCGAGGGAACGCGCCACAACGUCCCCGACCCUGAUCUCUUGAACUUCAAAAAGGGUGCAUUCUACCUGGCUGUUGAAGCCAAAGUGCCCAUUGUACCGGUCGUUUGUGAAAAUUACAACCGGCUGAUGGACGGCGAGACGCGGUUCAAGCGAGGAACUUUGCGCAUCAAGGUCCUCCCUCCCAUCCCCACUACCGGAUUGACCUCUGCCGACGUCCCAGCUCUCAUGACCCGCACCCGUGAGCUCAUGCUCCAAACACUAAAAGAAAUCUCCAUCCCCGCCCCUCCUUCAUCAUCCACAGGCUCAUCGGCAGCCUCUCCGACCCCUCUUCUCGGCCGACCAGAGCAAGAUCGAGAAGGACACUAUGGCACUGGCUCACCGGCUGAUCCCGUAGGGGGUGAGGAGGACGGCGAAGAUGCGGAGGACGCAGUGGAGGACGCCGUCGGCGAGGAAGAAGCGUCCAAGGGCGAAAGAGUGGUUCCCUUGGAGGACCAAAAGCCCAAUGGAGGGGUAGCGAAGCGUAGCAAGGGAGGGAAGAAAUUAGCGAUAGCGAUGGUAUCCGAUUUCUUUCUACCCGUCGUUGGGGGCGUGGAAACGCAUAUCUAUAUGCUCAGUGCGGAGCUCAUUAAAAGAGGGCACAAGGUGAUUGUCAUCACCCACUCUCAUCCCAAUCGCAUCGGCAUCCACCUGCUCCCACCAGCACUCAAAGUCUUUCACACACCUAUACCACCAGUCACUGCAUCUCAAGCCACGCAACCGAAUUAUCUCCAUCUACUGCCCUUCUUCCGGUCAAUCUGUAUAUCAGAAGGGAUCGAUCUUGUGCAUGGGCAUGGUGCUAUGAGUUCAUUGGGUAUCGAAGCGAUAUUGCACGCCCCAUUGAUGGGCCUCAAGACGUGCUAUACAGACCAUAGUCUGUUUGGGUUUCAAGAUUGGCCGGGGAUAGUGUCGAAUCAGCUGCUGGUAGGUGGACUGAGGAAUGUGGACCAAGUGAUUUGUGUCAGUAAUACUGGACGCGAAAAUAUGGUGUUGCGAGCACAGUUGGACCCGGCGCUGAUAUCUGUGGUACCAAAUGCCAUCGUCCCGGAGCAGUUCAAGCCCGAUCCUUCUAAAGCAGAUCCCGACCGCAUAACGAUAGUGACGAUUGCCCGCCUUGUCCACCGCAAGGGUAUCGACCUCCUCAUCUCCUCCUGCCCAUCCAUCUGCGCCCUCUUCCCCAAAGCCCACUUUCUGAUCGGCGGGGACGGUCCAAAGAUGGUCGAGCUCCUACAAAUGGUCGAGAAACAUCAGCUCCAGUCCCGCGUCACUCUCUUGGGGCGCGUCUUGCCAGGCGAAGUGGAAGGGGUAUUGCGAAGGGGCCAGAUCUUCUUGGGGACGAGCUUGACAGAGGCGUUUGGGAUUUCACUGAUAGAGGCGGCGAGCUGUGGGUUGUUUGUGGUGGGCACCAAGGUUGGGGGAGUGCCAGAGGUGUUGCCGAAUGACAUGAUUGAGUUUUGUCGCGCCGAUGAAGAUGAUGUGAUAAGAGCACUCACCCACGCCAUCAAAAUCAUCUCCUCCCCGAACCGUCCAGACCCAUUCGAAUCGCACCGCCGCCUCGCGCAAAUGUAUUCUUGGUCCGACGUCGCCCUCAGGACAGAGCAAGUCUACUAUCGCGCCAUGGCGCGCCCCGAGAGGGACGUGGGGGAGAGGUUGGCCCGGUUCUUGACGGUGGGCCCGGUGUAUGGGCCUGUGAUGUGUUGUAUUGCUGCUGUAUCGGCGGCUUGGUUUUCCAUCCUGGCAUUUUGGAAUCCAAAGGCGAGACUAGAAAGAAAGACGGCAUCGUUGUAA
Molecule: messenger RNA, 2271 nt
Organism: Cryptococcus wingfieldii CBS 7118
Lineage: Eukaryota; Fungi; Basidiomycota; Tremellomycetes; Tremellales; Cryptococcaceae
Product: phosphatidylinositol glycan, class A
Exons: 10
Coding region: 1-2271 (756 amino acids)
Biological process (GO): GPI anchor biosynthetic process
Cellular component (GO): glycosylphosphatidylinositol-N-acetylglucosaminyltransferase (GPI-GnT) complex
Molecular function (GO): acyltransferase activity; phosphatidylinositol N-acetylglucosaminyltransferase activity
Source: RefSeq, a predicted model, not a curated record